CCUGCCCUUCCUCCUCCUCCUCCUCCUCCUCCUCCUCCUCUUCCUCCUCCUCCACCAGGCAGCCAAUCCCAGCUGAGACAAGGCGCUGUCAUAGCCCCUCUCCCCCUUCCACCCCCAAACUCAUCUUGGCAGGGACCAAAGGGCUGGUGAUGCAGCCGCCAGGAGGAUGAGGAGGAGGAAGGCUCGGUAGCAGCACCGAGGAGGAAGAGGAGGGAGGCGGUGAAGAGGAGGAGGAAGAGGAAGAUGCCUGGAACCCUAGGGAGGUAACAGGGUCCUGGCAGCCUUGCUCUCCCAGCUGCGAGGAGGAAGAGGAGGAAGAUGGUGGUGAAGAUAAUGAAGAUGCCUGGGCGCCUGGGGAGGUAAUUGGGCAUCAGCCCUGCUGCUUUCUUGCCCGUUCCCCCCACCCAUUAAGCUGUGAGGAAGAGGAAGGGGAGGAAGACAGCGGUGAGGAUGGUGGAGAUGUUCAGUUGCGUAGGGAGGUAACUGAGCACCAGUUCAAUUGCAAUUCAGCUGUGAAGAAGAGGAAGAAGGAACCUUAGAAUUGGAAGAGACCAGAAGUGGUGAUGAUGAAGAUGAAGAUACGCAGGUGCCUUGGGAGGUAAUUGGGCAUCUGUUAUUGGACUGUGUUAUUGUGAAGAGGAAGAGGAAGGAAAAGAACGGGAAGAGACCACAGCAGGAAGAAGAAGGUGAUGAGGAUGAAGGAGAAGAUGGCCGGGCACUCGGGGAGGUAACCAAAGAGGUACCAGGCGUUUUGCUCUCUGGGGAAGAGGAAGAGGAAGACGGGGAAGGCUCUGUGCUCUGUGGUCCAUUGUUUCCGGCAUCCUCCCCCUCAGAGAGAGACACACACACAGAGAGAAGAUGCACAAGCACCACCACUGCUGCCGCUGCCCGGAGUGCUACGAGGUGACGCGCAUGGCGGCCCUGCGGAGGAUGGAGCCCCCCAGUUACGGCGAGUGGCAGCAGCAAGAGGCCUACAGCGGCGGCGGCAGCGGAGGGGGCGGUGGAGGGGGCGGCUACGGGGGCUACGGCUCGCAGACCCUGCCCUCCCAGGGGGGCUCCGGGGGCAUCCUCAACGCGGGGGGCUCGGCCACCCCCACGGCCCGCACCAAGGGCAAGCUCAUCCCCACCUCCCGGGACAACGUGCCCCCGCCGCCCGCGCCCCCCAAGCAGAGCCAGGCGAAAGGAUGCCCUGGGGCAGGGCCCGGAGGCGGAGGCGGCACCUGUGGCACCCCCAAAAUGAACGGCAGCGGAGGCGGACCCGGAUGGUGGCCCGAAUGCACCUGCUCUAACCGGGACUGGUACGAACAGGCCAGUCCCUCGCCCAUCAUUGUCAACACGGACACUUUGGAGCCCGCCCUCUCCGUGAAUGGCAGCGACGGCAUGUUCAAGUACGAAGAGAUCAUCCUGGAACGGGGCAACUCCGGCCUCGGGUUCAGCAUCGCGGGGGGCAUCGAUAACCCUCACAUCCCAGACGACCCCGGCAUCUUCAUCACCAAGAUCAUCCCCGGCGGAGCAGCCGCCAUGGAUGGGAGGCUGGGGGUGAAUGACUGUGUCCUGCGGGUCAACGAAGUGGACGUCUCGGAAGUGGUUCACAGCAAAGCCGUGGAGGCCCUGAAGGAAGCCGGGCCGGUGGUGCGUCUCCUGGUGCGGCGAAGGCAGCCCCCGCCGGAGACCAUCAUGGAGGUCAACCUCAUGAAGGGACCCAAAGGACUGGGCUUCAGCAUCGCAGGGGGCAUCGGGAACCAGCACAUCCCUGGAGACAACAGCAUCUACAUCACCAAGAUCAUCGAAGGUGGGGCAGCCCAGAAGGACGGGCGCCUGCAAAUUGGGGACCGACUGCUAGCGGUGAACAACACCAACCUGCAGGACGUCCGGCACGAAGAGGCUGUGGCCGCCCUGAAGAACACCUCCGACAUGGUGUACCUGAAGGUGGCCAAGCCGGGCAGUGCCCACCUCAACGACAUCUACGCCCCGCCCGACUACGCCAGCACCUUCUCCGCCUUGGCCGACAACCACAUAAGCCAUAACCCUGGCCUGGGCUACCUGGGCGGCUUGGAGCCCAAGCCCGCCUACCCGCCUCCACCGCAGGUCACGCCGGCCCGCUACUCGCCCAUCCCGCGGCACCUGAUGGGGGACGAGGACUUCACCAGGGAGCCCCGGAAGAUCACCUUGCACAAGGGCUCCACCGGUUUGGGCUUCAACAUCGUGGGCGGCGAGGACGGCGAGGGCAUCUUCGUCUCGUUCAUCCUGGCCGGAGGGCCGGCUGACCUGAGUGGGGAGCUGCGGCGCGGAGACCGCAUCCUUUCGGUGAACGGUGUCAACCUCCGGAAUGCGACCCACGAACAGGCAGCCGCGGCGCUGAAGCGGGCCGGCCAGACGGUCACCAUCGUGGCCCAGUAUCGGCCGGAAGAGUACAGCCGUUUUGAAUCCAAGAUCCAUGAUCUCAGAGAACAAAUGAUGAACAGCAGCAUGAGUUCAGGAUCUGGCUCUCUUCGGACAAGUGAAAAGCGGUCUCUCUAUGUGCGGGCCCUCUUUGACUAUGACCGGACUCGGGACAGCUGCCUGCCCAGCCAAGGGCUGAGCUUCUCUUACGGAGACAUCCUCCAUGUCAUCAAUGCCUCGGACGACGAGUGGUGGCAGGCGAGGCUGGUCACCCCUCACGGAGAGAGCGAGCAGAUUGGGGUCAUUCCCAGCAAGAAGAGAGUGGAGAAGAAAGAACGGGCGCGAUUGAAAACGGUGAAGUUCCAUGCCCGAACUGGGAUGAUAGAGUCCAACCGGUCGAUCAAAACGAAACGUAAAAAGAGUUUCCGCCUCUCCCGAAAAUUCCCAUUUUACAAGAGCAAAGAGAACAUGGCCCAGGAGAGCAGCGGACAGGAACAGGGAGUGACAUCCAACACCAGUGACAGCGAGAGCAGUUCCAAAGGACAAGAGGACACCAUUCUGUCAUAUGAACCCGUGACACGACAAGAAAUUCACUAUGCGCGGCCGGUGAUAGUCCUGGGACCCAUGAAGGAUCGCGUCAACGAUGACCUCAUCUCAGAGUUCCCACACAAAUUUGGUUCCUGCGUGCCCCACACGACCAGGCCCCGGCGUGAGAACGAGGUCGAUGGGCAAGACUACCACUUUGUGGCAUCCCGGGAGCAGAUGGAGAAGGACAUCCAAGACAGCAAGUUUAUAGAGGCUGGGCAGUUCAACGACAACCUCUACGGGACCAGUAUCCAAUCUGUGCGAGCAGUAGCCGAGCGGGGGAAGCACUGCAUCCUUGAUGUGUCUGGGAACGCGAUCAAGAGGCUGCAGCAAGCGCAACUGUUCCCCAUUGCAAUUUUCAUCAAGCCCAAAUCUAUUGAGGCGCUGAUGGAGAUGAACCGGCGGCAGACGUAUGAGCAAGCGAACAAGGUCUUUGACAAAGCCAUGAAGUUGGAGCAGGAGUUUGGAGAGUAUUUUACAGCCAUUGUCCAAGGAGACUCUCUGGAGGAGAUAUACAGCAAAAUCAAACAGAUCAUCGAGGAUCAGUCUGGGCAUUACAUCUGGGUCCCGUCCCCUGAGAAAUUGUGAAGCCCCCCUCCUUCCCUGACCCCAGCAUCCACUUAUGAAAAGAAGAAGAUGAUCAGAGACCCUUCCCCUUGCCCUCUGCCCCGAGCGGGGAGCCAGAAGACCACCCCUCUCCCUUUUUUAGAUGGUUGACAAUUGCGUUUUCUAGUCCUGUUUUUCCUUCUUCCUUUCUUUCUCUGGGUGGACACAGUCUCCUCCAUCAAGCGACUGUCCCCGCCAAUCCUGCAUGGACCUUCCUGCUGCUCCCUUAGAAAAGGAGACAACCCCCUCCCCCUUUUGAGAGUUUUGUGUUUUUUUAAUUUAAGAAGAAAAGAAAAUUAACAAACAACAAUCAGAAGUCAGGCGGGAGGUGACAGAUCAUGACUGGCCUGAAGACUCAGAUAAUGACUGCCCUGGAACCCUACCAAGGACUGGCAGCCCUCAGAGUGCAGGGAUUGCCCAGCACUGUGACUGAAGGAAAGGCAACAGAAUGCAUUUAUUUAUCUAUGUAUGUAGUUAUAUAUAAUAUAUAUACUAUAUAUAUUAUAUAUAUAUUAUGUGUGUGUGUAUAUGGACUAGAAAAUCUGAGGGGGGCUGCUUAAGUGGUACUUUGUGAGUGCAAGACAUGUAUUGCUGCCGUGCCUCAGCCGCUGGGCCCAGAAGGCUCUUGCGGCUGGCACAAACCCAAUGGUACCGAGUUGCGUUUUUUGGGCACCGAGUGGUGCUUUUUCCAAAGCCAAUUCUGUGGAAACUGCGGACGAAGCCGAGGGCCCGGAACCACAUCUGAAGUUACGAUGCUUGAUCUCAGCACAGAAAGCGAAUGGAUAAUACUACAUAUUAAUUGCACAUUAUUUUAUUUUUUUGUCACCUGAUGUGUUUGCAUGAGGUUUCCUUCUUCCUUCCUUUUUUUUAAGCUGGUGUUAAACCAAAAUCAUAUUUGUGUUGGUGUGUUGGCUUUUCAUGAUUUCAGGCUUUUGGUUUUAAUAACGAACUGAACGGGUAUACAACCAAGUUUUUUUAACUUAUUUUUUAAGAACGUUCCAUUGUAAAUAGAUUCUAGGUCCAGGCCCAACCUAUGGACUGUGGGGAAUGAGUGCACCGGCUUGCAAUUGAGAGGUUUCGUAGCUUUGGCAUCUCAUUCUGCUGGAAGAAGAUGAGCUCCGUGCUGGGAGCAGCUGGGAGGGCAGCAACCGAGGAAGAGAAGAGGCGAACAGGAGAACCUGUGUCUUUGGAGGUCACAGUAUUUCAAGCGCAUGACGGAAUUUAGGACAAGUGUCUCUGGGAAUCCUUUCCUUUGCAGAAUUUUGUCAAGUUCAACACUUGAAGCCCUUGCCAGCCAAACGUUCUGCAAAGAGAGGGGCCGGGCCUCCCUCUCCAAUGUUCUUGCAGGAGGAAUGCAGGAGGCUCUACUGCUUUGAGGCACAGACUGUUAGUCUUCCAAGGACUGAGGCGGCUGCUUCGCUGGAGCCUUGGGAUGUGUGCUCAUCUUAGCAACGUACCUUAACGGUGUGGCUGCAGAGUUUCUUGUUUUGUUGUUGAACAAGAGAGUUACGUGGGACUGAGAAGAAACCAGGGAGAAGGCUUACAGCACCCCCCAAUCCGGGGCAGGCCCUUGCCUCUCGGCCCAAGGGGAAGGUUGGCUGACUUCCCGGGGCUUGUUAUCCUCGUUGCUCCUUUGAAAGAGGCAGUGUUGCUCAAUCCGGUUUCUUUGGAGUGAGAGCCAAGGCUGUUUUGGGAAGAGACCCAGAAGAAUAUGGACUCUGCUUGUAUCAGGGUGGUGCUGCCCACUCUGUCGCUGGUAGGUAGCUGUGUCAUUCAUUAUGUGAUUUGUGCACGGGCUUCGUUGUUAAACAUGGGUGAAAAAACUGUCCUCUUGCGGAGAUUCGUGCUGGUAAGCAAGAAGCCAUUUCCACACUGUCCGCGUCAGGCAGACCUUUCCUGCAACCAGAGCUGCUGCUGUUUGCUGGCAGGACUAUGAAGAAGGAUGAGGAGACAGACGUGGGAGCCAGUGAUGCCCCAGAGAGUUGGGGGGGGGGUCUCUGGCAGAGGAGGGCCUCUGUUGGGGGGCAGCCACCGACUUCCUCUUGCCGGCCCCUGGCUCUGACCCCUUUUCUUUUCUAAUAGCCUGCCACCUUGUCUUCUAGACCAUGGAGAAACAAAACGGUCUAUGUGCUCUGUGGCAUAGCGGAAAGUAUCGAUCAUGACACUAGUGGGUUUACCAGUGUUUCUUCCAAGGAGACAUAUAUUUUUAAUAAACAGAACGUUGCAAUGAA
This is a messenger RNA of Anolis carolinensis (green anole), 5804 nucleotides long. RefSeq names its product discs large MAGUK scaffold protein 3 (gene dlg3). Bases 859 to 3555 code for a protein of 898 amino acids. Gene Ontology annotation, cellular component: neuromuscular junction; cell-cell junction; plasma membrane. The record is from RefSeq and is a predicted model, not a curated record. NCBI's taxonomy places the organism in Eukaryota, Metazoa, Chordata, Lepidosauria, Squamata, Anolidae. Gene Ontology annotation, biological process: receptor localization to synapse; chemical synaptic transmission; embryo development. Gene Ontology annotation, molecular function: kinase binding. The transcript has 21 exons.